Molecule: messenger RNA, 810 nt
Organism: Penicillium angulare
Lineage: Eukaryota; Fungi; Ascomycota; Eurotiomycetes; Eurotiales; Aspergillaceae
Product: SDR family NAD(P)-dependent oxidoreductase
Exons: 3
Coding region: 1-810 (269 amino acids)
Source: RefSeq, a predicted model, not a curated record
AUGUUGGUCAAGAAUCUUUUCCCAGGUGUGGCUGUGGUCACAGGCGCGGGUGGAACAGGUAUUGGAGCAGCUGUCGCUCGGGCAUUUGCUGCCGCGGGAUGUGAAAGAAUUGCCAUCACAGACGUAAACUCGCACACUCUAGAGCAGACAGAGAAAGCAAUCUCCGCAGCGCAUUCUAAUAUAAAGCUUUUUGCACACCCUGGAAAUAUAGCAGACGACAAUUUCGCCGAUUCAUUCAUCUCCAAGGUUGCGAGAGCUUUCGGGCGCGUUGAUUAUGCCGUAAAUUGCGCCGGUGUCUUGGGGGUGCCCAUGCGAUCUGGAGAAACAACCCUCGAGGAGUUCGACCGCGUCAACAACAUAAAUUACCGGGGAUGCUGGCUGUCAUCACGAGCACAGCUCAGGCAGAUGCUAGAACAGGAUCCGCUCCCUAGCCACGACCCCAAUCGCCCUGCCCAGCGUGGAGCUGUGGUUAAUAUUGCAAGUCAACUGGGCAUUGUCAGUCGCCCUAAUGCGCCUGCAUAUUGUGCGUCAAAAUCUGCAAUCAUUGGAAUGACCCGCGCGGAUGCUAUCGAUUAUUCAAAAGACGGAAUUCGUGUGAACUGCGUUUGCCCUGGAGUAAUUGAAACUCCCCUUAUCAUGGAGAAAACCGAAGUUCGAGAAGCCAUCACCCCCGCGGCACAAAUCGCUCCUAUGCAGCGGAUGGGAAAGCCAGCUGAAGUAGCAGAUGCGGCUCUUUUCCUUUGCUCAACUCAGGCCUCCUUUGUGCAAGGACAUGCUAUGGUAGUCGAUGGAGGAUAUAUCACAGUGUAA